Molecule: messenger RNA, 1218 nt
Organism: Nannospalax galili (Upper Galilee mountains blind mole rat)
Lineage: Eukaryota; Metazoa; Chordata; Mammalia; Rodentia; Spalacidae
Gene: Elavl1
Product: ELAV like RNA binding protein 1
Exons: 6
Coding region: 208-1200 (330 amino acids)
Cellular component (GO): ribonucleoprotein complex
Molecular function (GO): RNA binding
Source: RefSeq, a predicted model, not a curated record
GCGCGCCCAGAAGGGGGCGUGUCCGGGCCGCGGGACCGGGGGAGCGGGCCGUGCGCGCCGAGGAGGAGCCGCCGCUGCCGUCGCCGUCGCCCCUCUGCCGCUGCCACUAUCGCUUCCGAGGCCGAGCGGAGCCGUUAUCGCCGUGCCGCCAGCCCCGGAGCAGAGUCCCGGGCCUUCCCGCCCGCGUUCAGAUUUUUUAAUAAUACGAUGUCUAAUGGUUAUGAAGACCACAUGGCUGAAGACUGCAGGGAUGACAUUGGGAGAACGAAUCUAAUUGUCAACUACCUCCCACAGAACAUGACCCAGGAGGAACUACGAAGUUUGUUCAGCAGCAUUGGCGAGGUUGAAUCUGCAAAACUUAUUCGGGAUAAAGUAGCAGGACACAGCUUGGGCUAUGGCUUUGUGAACUAUGUGACUGCAAAGGAUGCAGAGAGAGCAAUCAGCACACUGAAUGGUCUGAGGCUCCAGUCCAAAACCAUUAAGGUAUCAUAUGCUCGCCCAAGCUCAGAAGUCAUCAAAGAUGCCAACUUGUACAUCAGCGGGCUCCCAAGGACCAUGACCCAGAAAGACGUGGAGGACAUGUUCUCUAGGUUUGGGCGAAUCAUCAAUUCCAGGGUCCUUGUGGAUCAGACCACAGGUUUGUCCAGAGGGGUUGCGUUUAUCCGGUUUGACAAACGGUCGGAAGCAGAAGAGGCAAUUACCAGUUUCAAUGGUCAUAAACCCCCAGGUUCUUCAGAGCCCAUCACAGUGAAGUUUGCAGCCAAUCCCAACCAGAACAAAAACAUGGCGCUCCUCUCGCAGCUGUACCACUCGCCAGCAAGGCGGUUCGGAGGCCCAGUGCACCACCAGGCACAGAGAUUCAGGUGGGUCCAAAGGUUCUCCCCUAUGGGUGUAGAUCACAUGAGUGGGAUUUCUGGUGUCAAUGUCCCCGGCAAUGCUUCCUCGGGCUGGUGCAUCUUCAUCUACAACCUUGGGCAAGACGCCGAUGAGGGGAUCCUCUGGCAGAUGUUUGGCCCCUUUGGCGCAGUCACCAAUGUGAAAGUGAUUCGAGAUUUCAACACCAACAAGUGCAAAGGGUUUGGUUUUGUGACCAUGACAAACUAUGAAGAAGCUGCAAUGGCCAUAGCAAGUCUGAAUGGCUACCGCCUGGGGGACAAAAUCUUACAGGUUUCCUUCAAAACCAACAAGUCCCACAAAUAACUCGCUCAUGCUUUUUUU